GUGAGUUAGUUGCCACGCCUCUGCGCGGAGAAUGUCAGUGUCAGAUUGAAACGAGUACAGGAUACACAUAUUUUUCACAACACCAAUUCUAAAGCUUUUAAAAUGGCAUAUCAUACAGGUAGUCCGUAUAGAGGACAACCUCAACAACAACCGGCGACGGAUCAAGGUUUUCUUUGGAAUAUAUUUCAGAGAGUGGACAAGGACAGGAGCUGUGUGAUAUCAGACACAGAGCUCCAGCAGGCCUUAUCGAACGGUACAUGGACACCUUUCAACCCAGUGACAGUCCGAUCAAUCAUAUCCAUGUUUGACAGGGAGAACAAAGGAGGGGUGAACUUCAACGAGUUUGCCGGAGUGUGGAAGUACAUCACGGACUGGCAGAACAUCUUCCGCACCUACGACAGAGACAACUCGGGCUUCAUCGACAAGAACGAGCUUAAGCAGGCACUGACUGGAUUCGGUGAGCAAAGAUAUCGCCUCUCUGACCAGUUCUACAAUACUCUCAUAGAGAAGUUUGACAGGCAGAGGAAGGGACAAGUGGCCUUUGAUGACUUCAUCCAGUGUUGUAUCGUUCUACAGAGGUUGACCGACGUGUUCAGGAGGUACGACACAGACCAAGACGGCUGGAUCCAGGUUUCUUAUGAACAGUAUCUAUCCAUGGUUUUCAACGUUGUAUAGUAGAUCCAACAGCACAACUGGACACAACUGUGCCAAAGCCAAAUCCUUCCCACCUCCACGUGUCUUCCUUGAUCAAGAUGACUGGGACUCUGGGAUAGGAUAUAAAGACAUUAUGUUCUGUCUGUCAUUGUUCAUAAUGUUUGUUUAAUGUCUGAAUCUUAUCUUGAUAAUGAAUAUCUGUGUUUAAGGUAAACCUGCAUUGUACAUAUCAUUUAGGACAAAUAACCGCAUGCUUCUGGGGGACUUUUGCCAAUGUUCAAAGCAUACACUCUUAAUCUCAGAUCUAUUUUGCUGAAGUCAUGUUUACAAAUACUGUGAAAGCAGGUUAUGGUUGGGCACAAAGCCUGCUUUUAGAUUCACUGACAUGCCAGCUAAUGCCAUAUUUGUAAAGACAUAUAUUUUUAACCAGCAAAUCUAUAAAAAAAAGUUAGCCUGUUAUUAUUUUAGGUGGAAGAAGAGUACGCUUUUGUAUCAUUUAUUGUUUUGUGUGCAUGAUGCCUUAAACUGUAUAAAUGCAAGAGGAACCUCCUUUUAUUAAAAAAGAAACCUGAAAAAAA
Messenger RNA from Oncorhynchus nerka (sockeye salmon), 1232 nucleotides. Its product is annotated as programmed cell death protein 6-like. Lineage: Eukaryota; Metazoa; Chordata; Actinopteri; Salmoniformes; Salmonidae. The record is from RefSeq and is a predicted model, not a curated record. Gene Ontology annotation, molecular function: calcium ion binding. The coding region runs from base 103 to 675 and encodes 190 amino acids. The transcript is spliced from 6 exons.